AUGUGUGAGAGGGCUGGUGUUUUCCACAGACUCACAAAGCGUUUUAUCCUAAAGGGAUAUUCUCUAAGCAGUGUUAGGCUGAAGGUCCACGGUGCCCCAAGUUCAUGUUCUCGCCCCGCUGGGGAACAAAGGACAGGAGCAGAGAACCCCCUGUCUCAUUUGCGUUUAGGAUGCCCAGCUUGUGCGCCAGAACUCACAGAAGGUGGGAUGAAAAAGACAGGAGAGGCCCCCCUGGGGGACAUCCCCUCUGGACUGGCUCAGUGGGGCCAGUGCAGCGAGCAGCACGGUGCGUCCUGCCCGGAGAACUUAGACGUUGGCCCUGGUCACACCCCGGAAUCUGCUCCAACUGCUGCACUUCCAAUGCCCCUUAGCUGUCUGUAUAUCCAGCUCAGAGCAACCAGUGGCCCUUGUUUACUCCGUCUAUAA
This is a messenger RNA of Pipistrellus nathusii (Nathusius's pipistrelle), 426 nucleotides long. NCBI's taxonomy places the organism in Eukaryota, Metazoa, Chordata, Mammalia, Chiroptera, Vespertilionidae. The record is from the annotation of a GenBank genome assembly.